GCAAGGUGUCAACCAUGAAUAUUUAAAAUGCGUUUUUGUACCCCUCUCACUCAUCAUGAGGUGGACCGGCCGUCGCCUGGCAGCCGAGACAGACAGAUGCGAGGAGGCGGUCAGUCAGUCCAGCAGAAGUGCCACAUAAUCAAAUAAAAAAGCUGUUAUCGAGUCACACAGGCAGGUUGAGGUCCUCUGGUCAUGGCUAAAGACCCGUUGGCAGAGGCUGGUCUUCAUUUUGAUGAACUCAACAAAUUGCGAGUACUCGAGCCUGACGUGAGCCAGAAAACCACUGAGCUCAAAGAGGAAUGUGAGGACUUUGUUGACAAAAUCGGCCAGUUUCAGAAAAUUGUAGGUGGACUUAUUGAACUUGUGGAUGAACUGGCAAAGGAAGCUGAAAAUGAAAAAAUGAAGGCCAUAGGUGCAAGAAAUUUGCUGAAAUCGGUUGAAAAGCAACGAGAGGCUCAACAGCAACAGCUUCAGGCUUUGAUUGCAGAAAAGAAAAUGCAGUUGGAAAGGUAUCGAAUAGAAUAUGAAGCUCUUCAGAAAGUCGAAGCAGAGCAGAAUGAAUUCAUCGAUCAGUUUAUACUGCAGAAAUAAGAGUGCUGUUUCUCUCUCUGUUGGACAGGAAAAGUGAUGCUAUGCAUCUUGACUCACAAUGACUUCCUAUUAUGUGCCGGGUCCCAAACUAGGUUAACUGAACUGACCAGUUAAUAGGUGACAACAGAUGUCCGUUUCAGCCUCAACCUCGGACUCGAUUGUGUUAACAUUGAGUUUGCAUGGCCAGUUCCACGGGGCACAUACUUGUAAUCUUUCCAACUAUAGUUCAUAAUUUCAGAUGAAUACUAUUUAUAUACAAAAUAAGUUAUUUAUACUAUUUAUAUGGAAAUUAGUUUGUAAAUCCGAUCUUUUUUUACAACAGCAAAAUACAGUAUUUGCAUGUUACUGUAAAUAAUUCCAUCAUGAGACAUCUUCAGGUAAAUCAUUUUCUGUAUGAUUUUUUUAUUUGAACUGCUGUUUGUGACUUGAACCCAUCCAGUUUUAUUUUAUCAUAUCCUCAUGUCAAUUUUAUUGGGACCAUACCAAAAUAUAUUCCGUAGAAGUUAUGGAAAACUAUUAAAUAUGAAAUUCAUUCAUUGUUAUGUUUACAUUAACCAUUUAGAUCAUCAGGUGUGUUAUCUCAAUAUUUGACGAACUUCAUACAGAUUUGAAGAACAUUUGAAUAAAAAUAUAUUUUGCUUUUA
Molecule: messenger RNA, 1235 nt
Organism: Megalobrama amblycephala (Wuchang bream)
Lineage: Eukaryota; Metazoa; Chordata; Actinopteri; Cypriniformes; Xenocyprididae
Gene: ift20
Product: intraflagellar transport 20 homolog (Chlamydomonas)
Exons: 5
Coding region: 193-591 (132 amino acids)
Biological process (GO): protein localization to cilium; intraciliary transport; centrosome localization
Cellular component (GO): Golgi apparatus; cilium; centrosome
Source: RefSeq, a predicted model, not a curated record